Messenger RNA from Pogonomyrmex barbatus (red harvester ant), 1830 nucleotides. Its product is annotated as major facilitator superfamily domain-containing protein 6-like. Gene Ontology annotation, molecular function: transmembrane transporter activity. Gene Ontology annotation, cellular component: membrane. Lineage: Eukaryota; Metazoa; Arthropoda; Insecta; Hymenoptera; Formicidae. The record is from RefSeq and is a predicted model, not a curated record.
AUGAAUGUAGAUAAUGAAAACGCAGAAACAGAACCGGAAGAUGAUUUGCCAGCAAACUUAUCGGAACCGCUAACUAUAGGAACUCGAGGGCGCGAAAGACCCAAAAUGGCUUUAGAUAGCAUUACAAAAAUAAAGAAAGAAUUGAGUCAGAGUUUUAAAAUGAAAGAUUUUGGUUUUGUUAACGAAAUUCUAGGAUUAAAGAUCGAGAAAAAUUCUUAUACUAACACGAUAAAGAUCUCGCAAAAAAAUUAUUCUUCUAUUUUAGCUGGAGGACCUACUAUCCCAUUUCUACAAGUUUAUGGAAAACAACUUGGUAUUUCACCAUUAAUUAUCGGUAGUAUAUUUGCUAUAUUGCCUUUGCUAUAUCUGAUAGCAAAACCAAUAUUUGGUUUUAUCAUAGAUUAUUCUCAAGCAUGGAAGAAAACUUUUAUAGUAAUGUUCAUCAUAAUACAUAGUUGUUAUAGGAAUAUUUUUUUACCAGCAUUGCCAGGUGCAAUAAUGCCAGAUCAUUUUGAAAAUGUUUCGUAUGCACUUUUAUCACAUUGUAAUAAGGAACACCAUGCAUCGGAAAUCGUAUUGUGUAACGGUACAAAAAAUACCAAUUGUGAUUGGAUAUGCGAAAAUAAAAAUUUUUCCACACGAUUAUCCUUUUAUGCAACGGAAAGAAAAACAAUUAUGUCAUUAGAUACCGCAUGUUUAAUAAGUGUGAACGAUGCAUUAUUCCGUCAAGAAAAUAUAAUAACAAAUUAUAAUUGCAACGUUACUUGUGACAAUUUUGAAGAUGAUCACUGUUUGUAUACAUCUAUCAUAUUUUGGAGUUUUACCCUUUUAAUAUCUCUUGGCAAUAUUUGUAUGCACUUUUGCGCGCUCACAAACGAUGGAAUUUGCCUUGCCAUAUUAGGACAAAAUGAACAGUUAAAGUAUGGUAUGCAACGACUAUGGGGUACAAUAGGUUACGGUCUAACAGCAUGUAUAAGUGGAUACGUGAUAAACUUAUGGCCACAGGAGGAGACUUACAAAACUUACACUUUUGUAUCUCUUUUUGUAAUUAUAUUGGCUUCUAUCGACUUGGUCUGCUGUGGUAAAUUGAAGGCAUCAUUAGAACCAGGAUUAUCAAUCACUAUGAAGAAUGCUUUUGCGCUAUUGAAAUUCAAAUUUAUCAUCAUAUUUCUAUGCUUUACUGCAUUUAUCGGUAUACUUCAUGGCGUCACGAUAAAUUUUUUGUUUUGGUAUCUAGAAGAUCUUGCUAAUGCGACUGGUUAUACAGACAAAAUCAAAUUGAUAGAAGGUUUAAUCGUGGGAGUUCAGAAUUGCGGUGAAAUAUUAUGCUUCUUUCUAUCUGGUAAAAUGCUGGAAAAGUUUGGAUAUGGUUACACUUUUGCAUUUUGUUUUAUAUGCUACGCCCUCCGGCUUGGAUUAAUAUCUUUAGCUUCGAUGCCAUGGUGGAUACUUCCCAUAGAAUUUUUCAUGAAUGGAUUAUCAUUUUCAAUAGGUUUAGCAACAAUAGUAGCGUAUGCAAAUAGUAUAACACCACCCGGUGCAACAGUUACUGUCCAAGGAGUUGUUCAAGGCAUGUAUGAUGGUUUAGGACAUUCAAUUGGUAGUUUAUUAGGAGGUAUCUUUUAUAAGAAAUUUGGUGGUACAAUAACUUUAAGAAUAUUUUCAAUAUUCGCCGCGCUUUCUGCAUUAACUUAUCUUAUUCUUCAUAUAUUGUAUUUAAAGAAUAAAACAGAAAGUAAUGUUGAAUGGAAAAAACCUGAUGAUGCAUUGAAACAUUGUGUUGCAGCAAAUAUAUGAUUUAUAUCUUACUAUUUUCGAAAUUUUGCUGUA